GGCAGCGUGUCUUACUCUGAACUCAUCUUCUCGACGCUCGUUCAAUUCCUCCUCUUCCCUUGGCGGGAGACUCUUUGAUGUCUCUCUUCAUUUCGUAGCUAUGGCACCAAAAUUCAAAGACGGCGACGUCGUAGCGUCGUUUAAUGGAAAAUGGAUAUCGUGGUCGCACACUAUCGUCGCGUACUGCGCCUUCCUCGGAGCCCUAGUUGUUGGCUUAUCCCUCCAUUACCACAAGAUCGUACAGAAUGAGUUCUACGGCUAUCCGCAAGAAUGGUUCCCAUCGGUCUCAUCCACAAUUGGCGACCGCUAUCCCGAGCGGUCCGUCUUCAUGCUCUUCAUCGCGAUAACAUCCGGUCCGCGAUUCGCAUUAGUCGCUCUCUGGUACAUUCUGACGCGCCGACCGAACUCAACCCUGCCCAAGUUUGUUGCCGGCAUUGGUCUCUUCCGAACUUUGACCUGCGGAGGGUGGACAUAUGUGACAUCGACGGAUGAUCAUGACUGGCACGACAUCUUCAUGAUUUCGUACUUGGUGGCAACCUUACCAUGGACCAUUGGAUGCAUUGCCCUCAGUCCGAGAAACCGAACGGCCUUGAAAUAUCGAAAGAUUUUCGCCGGUUCCUUCUUUGGCACAAUAGCGCCACUUAUAUACUUCUUUAUUCAGCACAAAGUGCACCGAGUAGCUGGAGCAUAUACUACCUACUCUUUCUUCGAAUGGUCGCUUGUACUUCUGGAUGUGGCAUUCGACGCGGUCACUGUAAUCGACUUCUCCAACUUCGAAAUUGUUGUGAAGGAUGUCAAAGGCAUUACUCGCGGUGCUGGCAACCAAGGUGUGGCCGACGUCGUCCUCGAGAAACAGAAAGAUAAGGAAGUUGGCGCUGUCUUCGCUGGUGGCUUCUCCUGGGUUGGAUUUAUCGAUGCUGUGGCCAACGUCUACAAUGGGUUCGUCUUCUGGUCGGUGCUGACCUCCCUUGGGGUCUGCGUCUGGUACUUCCCACUGUGGCAUAUGGGUAUUUCCGGCUACGAAGUCAUGGUUAUGUCAACUAUCUCGCCCUUCUUGCUCGGCAUCAGGUCCAUCCGCUUCCUUGUCAUCCGCAACAUCCGGAUCUGCCACCUGCUAGCACUCUCGGGCCUCCUCGCCUAUCUGGUCAGGAACCCUGCAAACCGCCUCUUCGCCGUCGGUUUCGGCGUCUGGAUGGGAUGUCUUUCGUGGUCAGCAACCUUCUACGCCGAGAGGUCUCAACCUCACCGUCUUGAAGCACGCAUAUCAGCGUUCUCCCUUGGCUUGAUAGCUUCCAGCCUGGCCAAGUUUGCUUUCUGGACGAACAACCCCAUCUGGCCUAUUAUGCAUGCGCCGAAUGGCGGUUGGAACAAGCUUGGUCUUGCUCUCGCCAUACCGGCUAUCCUUUGGUCCACGAGAACGUCCGCAAGCUCUGGCGCCGAUCUUCCAGCUCCUGGUCCUACGAAAGGCUCUUCUGCUCUGACUGGUCUUGGUCUGGCUGGCCUCUUCUUCUCCAUGCACUCCCUACUCUCCGACUCCAGCACCAUGAUCCUAUGGGUCUGGGAAGGCUAUCCCGUACGUGGUCCGCUUGCUGUGCCACACGGAGCCUGGACAUUGCUAGCCAUGGGCGUGGGUCUUGUAAUCGGCCUCUUCUACCCAACCUUCUCUCGCUCAUGGGCGUUCUACGGCAUAGGAUCCAUUGGCGCCGCCAUCCUGACUACCUCGAGCCACUGGUUCGGAUACUAUGGAGCACUCGCCCUGACUAUCUACACCAUGGCUGCGGCGCCCGUCCUCAUCUCCCACGCAGCUCGCCAUUCCCCAGCCAAAACCUUCGGCCUUGGCUUCCUCAUGUACAACAUCAUGGUCCUGGCGCACGUCUGGAUUGUCGCCUACGCCUUCGUUCCUGGCGGCCCGCUCAUGCGCGAGCAUACCGAUUGGGUCAUGUCCGCUAUGAUGCUGCUCAUCGGCUGCGGCGUCUUCAGCGCCUCUGCGCAACCACCCACACCCUCCCAGAAAUAUAAAGGUAAAUCGCCCAGUCCGAAUCCAGCGGCUCGCAAACAGCGCUCGUACUAUCUUUACGUGCUGCUCUUCCUCGAACUCCUAGCAAUCGCAGUCGCAUAUCUGCGUUUCCCAAGCUACAACUACACGCCCCACCAUCCCGAGACGAAGAGCAUCACCGCCGGUAUCUGGACCAUCCACUUCAGUCUCGACAACGACAUGUGGAGCUCCGAAGUGCGCAUGCGCGAUCUGAUCAAAGAAAUGGAAAUCGACGUCAUCGGCCUCCUAGAAUCCGACUUGCAGCGCAUCAUCAUGGGCAACCGCGACACAACGCAAUUCCUCGCCGAAGACCUUGGCAUGUACGUCGACUACGGGCCCGGCCCCAACAAGCACACCUGGGGCUCUGCUCUUCUCUCCAAGUUCCCCAUCGUAAACUCCACGCACCACCUAUUGCCCUCGCCCGUCGGCGAGCUCGCGCCCGCCAUCGAGGCUACGCUUGAUGCAUACGGGCGCCUCGUCGACGUGUUUGUGUUUCACUCCGGCCAGGAGGAGGACUCGGAGGACCGCAGACUGCAGAGCGAGUACCUGGCGCAGCGGAUGAAGGCGAGCCCCAGACCGGCGAUUCUGCUGAGUUAUCUGGUGGUCAAGCCGGGCGAGGGGAAUUACAAUACGUAUGUAGGCGAGAAGAGCGGGAUGCGGGAUGUGGAUCCGAGUGAUUGGGACCGCUGGUGCGAGUAUAUACUGUACAAGGGGUUGAGGAGGACGGGCUAUGCUCGCGUGAGCAGGUCUACGAUCACAGACACGGAACUCCAGGUUGCCAAAUUCGUCGUCGACCAGCCUGAAGGCUCGAACGAUGUCGUUCCUGAGGAUCAAGUCCCGCCGGGUCUGAGGUUCCCCGCGCUGUUUAGGGGCGAGGGCGUGCGCGGGCAUAGGUACCAUGUUUUCGACGAACCUAGGUACUAUGCAUAAAUAAAAGCGCAGGACACGAGAAAAGAAGGGGGCUAGAAUUCUCGGAGCGAGCAUGAGACUAAGCUUAAUAUUCUCGGCUAGCUCUAUAAGAGGUUAAAUAAAGUUCUAAAUUUUUUUAAGUAUCUGUAGCCUUGUAUUUAGUUAUUUAUAAGCCUUUAACGCGCGGGGAGUACAAGCGACCGUUAAGCCUCGCGGACUAUUACGACAGAGUACACCCCGCGAAGGAUGCUGGAACGUAU
Trematosphaeria pertusa is the source of this 3204-nucleotide messenger RNA. RefSeq names its product calcofluor white hypersensitive protein-like protein. The record is from RefSeq and is a predicted model, not a curated record. The coding region runs from base 101 to 2965 and encodes 954 amino acids. Gene Ontology annotation, cellular component: endoplasmic reticulum. NCBI's taxonomy places the organism in Eukaryota, Fungi, Ascomycota, Dothideomycetes, Pleosporales, Trematosphaeriaceae. The transcript is spliced from 12 exons. Gene Ontology annotation, biological process: fungal-type cell wall organization; GPI anchor biosynthetic process.